UAUCCUUCGACGAGUUGGGGGCCGAUCGAUUCUAGGCUUUAACCUUUGGAUUGUGCGAGAGUGCGAGAGUCAAAUCAUGUGUGGGGAUCGUCAGCUGCGGCUUAGCAUGAAGCAACAUAACGAAGAUCCAAGACUCGUGUGUGUCAUAGUCUAGACCAUGGCCCCUGUCAGCGACAUUACCAACCAUCUGUGUGGUCUCCAUGGCUCAAGCAAGAGGUCAUUAAAUAUCCGGCAGCCCGCGAUGACAAGCCGAAUACGACCCAAGUCCAGAUCAGGAUAAUCAUUCACGCAUCCAUCAUGCCUCGAUCCGACGAAGACGCCGGGCCGUCCACUGCCGAAGGCCAACGUCGUACUCAUACCAAGUCACGCAACGGCUGUGAGCCUUGCAAAAAGCGCCAUACGAAAUGCGAUGAGCUCAAACCUUGUUGUCUGCAGUGUCUUUCUCGAAAAAUAUCCGACCAAUGUCGGUACGUCAAGCCGGCCAAAGGCCGACCGCGUGGCAAGGCCGCCCAGAAGAACUCUGCUUCCCAAAGUCCAGCCGGACCGUCGGCUCCGAUGAUAGAGCUCUCUCCGCCGCCCGCAACCUUCCAUGACUUUCACAUUUGCAGUCCGCAACACAUGGCCGUCCAUUCUUCAGUCGAGAAACCUAACUCCUCCUCACCACCUCACGCGAACUAUAUCCAGAAUCUCGCAGACAUGGGUGCCAUAGAGAGGUCUACGUCCUCGCCAUCGACUGCGAGUGACCUCUGGACGGACGAAUUCCGCGUGAAUGAAGUCCACAUGCAAUUACUGCAAGAUAUUGUUUCACCCCAAGGCCCGCGACCACUCGGGAAAUCAAUACCCAUAGACUUCCGCUCUGAGAUGGUUCAGCUUGCGUUCAAAUUCCCCUUUCUCAUGCACGCCCUGCUGGGACAUGCCGCCCUGCAUCUCGGAGCGGUUGAUCCGAGCCAGCGGAAAUCGUGGGAUCUGCAAGCCGUCGGUUUCCAAACCACAUCCGUUUCCCUAUUCAACAACGAUCGACGUCAUGAAACAAAUCCAGGCACAGACCUGGAGUACAACUUCGCGGCGUAUCUCUUCUCGACCUUCAUCAGCAAACACGUGCUCUACCAUUUGCUCGAUGCGCCUACCGACGACCUCGGCAGCAUUCUCGAAGGUUUCGCGGGCUUCAUAAGAUUACAACUAGGCGUUCCUCUGCUUCUUGGCAAAGGAUGGGAGCAUUCCAAACCCGGAGUGUGCACAAUCCGCGAUAUGCUACAAUCGUACACCGACGCUGUUGCUCGUUUGGAGGCCGCAGACAUGGCCAGCCCUCUCCUCCCUCUAUACGACAUGCUAGAAAAAAGCGGCCUCGAUCCCGACACACACGCGAUCUACCAAUCUGCUGUACGACUCCUCAACUUAUGCUACACGGCGGACGAGGAGGAAAUCUCCAGCAUCGCAGUGUUCGUCUGGCCUACCCGCAUCAACGCACGUUUCGCUGCGGACCUCAGUUCUGAACGGAAGCCAGAGGCGUUGGUCAUACUGGCGUACUACGCGGCCAUCCUACACCGCCACCGGAAUACAUAGCUCUUCGGAGCCGGAGGCGGCUUCGUAGUGGAGGCCAUUGCGAGAUAUCUGGGGCUUAGGUAUGUGAAAUGGAUGCAGUUCCCACUGGAGCAGGUAUGUGGAGGCGACUUGGCGUUUCAUUACUAGCUAGAUUUGCGUCCGGGCUCUUGGAAGUGCAGGCAUGCAUUAGAGGCGCAUUGCUUUUUGAUACUCCUCAUCGCCACCAUCCGGCGCUUAGAGUUGGACUCCACAUUUUCUAUAACGAUGAUAUGACUCUCCCAACCAGAA
This is a messenger RNA of Dissoconium aciculare CBS 342.82, 1830 nucleotides long. RefSeq lists its product as uncharacterized. Gene Ontology annotation, biological process: regulation of transcription by RNA polymerase II. Gene Ontology annotation, molecular function: DNA-binding transcription activator activity, RNA polymerase II-specific; zinc ion binding. The record is from RefSeq and is a predicted model, not a curated record. Lineage: Eukaryota; Fungi; Ascomycota; Dothideomycetes; Mycosphaerellales; Dissoconiaceae. The coding region runs from base 298 to 1563 and encodes 421 amino acids. The transcript has a single exon.